Messenger RNA from Acanthosepion pharaonis, 1266 nucleotides. The record is from the annotation of a GenBank genome assembly. NCBI's taxonomy places the organism in Eukaryota, Metazoa, Mollusca, Cephalopoda, Sepiida, Sepiidae.
AUGCAUAUCCGUUGCUUCUCUCUUCCCAUGCAAACAUUUCAACCAGUAUCUAUCUAUCUAUCUAUCUAUCUAUCUAUCUAUCUAUCUAUUCAUCUAUUCAUCUAUCUAUCUAUCUAUCUAUCUAUCUAUCUCUAUCUAUCUAAUAUCUAUCUAUCAUAUUCAUCUAUCUAUCUAUCUAUCUAUCUAUCUAUCUCAUCUUCUCAUUAUCUAUCUAUUAAUCUAUCUAUCUAUCUAUCAUUAUCUAUCUAUCUAUCCCAUCAUUCAUCUAUUCAUCUAUCUAUCUCAUUCCGUUCAUGCAUCUAUCUAUCUAUCUAUCAUUCACAUGCAUCUAUCAUUAUCUCUAUCUAUCUAUCUAUCUAUCUAAUAUCAUCUAUAUCUAUUAUCUAUCUAUCUAUCUAUCUAUUUAUCUAUUCAUUAUCUAUCUAUCUCCGUUCACAUGCAUCUAUUCAUCUAUCUAUCUAUCUAUCUAUCUAUCUAUCUAUUCAUUCAUCCCAGACUAUUCAUUCAUUCAUCUAUCUAUCUAUCUAUCUAUCUAAAAUGUCAUUCCGUUCACAUUAUCUAUUCAUCUAUUCAUCAUCUAUCUAUCUAUCUAUCUAUCUAUCAUCCCAUCAUUAUCUAUCUAAUUAUUCAUUCAUUCCAUCUAUCUACAUCUAUCUCAGUCUUCUCAUUAUUAUCUAUCUAUCUAUCUUUAUCCUUCACAUGCAUUCAUUCAUCUAUCUAUCUAUUAUCCAUCUGCUCAUUAUCUAUCUAUCAUCUAUCUAUCUAUCUAUCUAUCUAUCUAUCUAUCUUACUAUCUAUCUAUCUAUUAUCAUCUAUCUAUCUAAACGUCUUUUCAUAUCUAUCUAUCUAUCUAUCUAUCUAUCUAUCUAUCUAUCUAUCUAUCUAUCCCAGAUUAUUUCUAUCUAUAUAAUCUAUUUUAGUCUUUUCAUAUCUAUCUAUCUAUCUAUCUAUUCAUCUAUCUAUCUAUCUAUCUAUCUAUCUCAGUCUUCUCAUUAUCUAUCUAUCUAUCUAUCUAUCUAUCUAUCUAUCUAUCUAUCUAUCCCAGUUUAUUUCUAUCUAUACAGAUGUCUAUUUCAGUCUGUUCAUAUUUCUUCAUAUCUAUCUAUCUAUCUAUCCCAGUUUAUUCCUUUUCAUAUAGAUAUCUAUUUCAGUCUGUUCAUAUCUAUCUAUCUAUCUAUCUAUCUAUCUAUCUAUCUAUCUAUCUAUCUAUCUAUCUAUCUAUCCCACUUUAUUCCUAUUAUAUUAGUCAUAAGCAGAAGUCCUUAG